This is a messenger RNA of Chironomus riparius, 1260 nucleotides long. Lineage: Eukaryota; Metazoa; Arthropoda; Insecta; Diptera; Chironomidae. The record is from the annotation of a GenBank genome assembly.
UAUGUUGGAACUAUAAUUGGGCUUUCUAUGUCUGGAUAUAUAGCAAUUUGUCAUCGAUGGGAGUGGAUAUUCUAUGGUUUUGGGAUUGUAGCUACAAUAUGGGCAAUCUUAUGGUUCAUAAUAAUCAAGGAUUCGCCAGCAGAUGACAAUUGGAUCUUAAAGAGUGAGAAAAAGUUUAUACUAGACAGUUUGAAUCCUGUUGAAAGUCCAGGAACUCCAUGGAGAGCGAUCCUGACAUCCUUACCUGUUUAUGCUAUUGGAAUGGCUCAUUUUGCGUACUGCUGGGGAUACAAUACAUACUUGACAAUAAUUCCACUGUAUUUGCAGGAUGUCUUAGAUUAUGACACAGAUGGACAUUAUCACACAAUGAUAAGUUGCAUUUCAUAUAUCCUGAUUACUUUAUUACUGUUUCCAUCAGGAUAUCUUGCUGACUGGCUACAAAUGAACAAUUAUCUUUCAACAACUCAAGUCAGGAAAUUCUUCAAUAACAUUUCCUUCUUUCUACAAAUGGCUUUACUGCUUAUGUCUGGAUAUUUUAAAGAUUUAGUAGCUGUUAUUGCAUGCUCAAGUUUAUCUGUUGGAUUAGGUGCACUGGCAAUGUCUGGAUUUUUGGCAAAUUCAUUGGACAUUGCACCACAAUAUUCAAGCAUAAUUCUUGGAAUAUCAAACAGUUUUGCUGUUCUUCCAGGAGUUUUAAUGCCUUUCCUAUCUGGUCACAUUAUUCAGACGCCUUCUGAUUCCGAGUACAAAACAAUGUUCUUUAUAGCAAGUGCUGUCUAUCUCUUUGGAUUCUUCUUCUAUGCAAUUUUCGCAUCAGGAAAAGUUCAACCUUGGGCGAUUUUGCAUCGUCAGCCGUCUAUCAGUCUAGAAAUUCUCGAAAGUGAUGUAAAAAGUCAGAAUGUGUCUCGAGAAAAUUCUAAGUAUAGAAAAUAAGAAUGAGUGCUGCAUGACUUUGUGUGAAAUACGGACGGAGUAAUUUUAUAUAGGAAGACCAUCUGCUGUAAUUUUGUCAUGACAAUGUUCAUUUAUGUUCUGGUCAUCAAAAUAAAUAGUCUGGAUUGACAUACAUUGAAAUGUUGUCCACACUGCUGCAAUACUAAGAUAGUUUACAUAGACUUAAGGAUUCUUGAUAACCAUUUUCAAUAAGGUUCCACUUAGCAAAGCGAUGACACUUAGUUCUUAAUAAACUAUCCAAUUAACAGCCGUGUAGACAACAUUCCAAUGUGUGCAAAUCAAGCAUGUCUGUGUUAACAACACUGG